AGCCGAAGAUGUCGGCUCGGUCAUGUGAUCAGCUGUGUCCAAUCACAGCUGAUCACAUCGGACAUGUACAUUGAUCAUCAGAGCACUGAUGAUCAGUGUGCCCUGAUGAUCAGUGUGGCCCCAGAAGUGCCACCUGUCAGUGCUCAUCAGUGCCACGUGCCAGUGCCCAUCAGUGCCACGUGCCAGUGCCCAUCAGUGCCACAUCAAUGCCACAUAUCAGUGCAUACCAGUGCACAUCAAUGCCACAUAUCAGUGCCCAUCUGAGCUGCCUUUCAAUGUCACUCAUCAGUGCCAGUCAGUGCCACCUAUCAAUGCUAAUCAGUGUCGCCUAUCAGUGCGCAUCAGUG
This is a messenger RNA of Staurois parvus, 347 nucleotides long. Lineage: Eukaryota; Metazoa; Chordata; Amphibia; Anura; Ranidae. The record is from the annotation of a GenBank genome assembly.